GUAUUUUUUCACACCCAUCACCGUUUAACCGAGUCAGGGGAGAAUGUAACUGUGUACUUUCCCGGUCCCUUCCACGAGGGAGGGAUGAUUUCAGAGAAGUCGCAUGAAAUGACACUCUGGAAUGAAGGACCUAACAAUUGAAUAGAAGGAAGUGGUCGUCACUAACUUUUUUCCCUAAAGGAACAUUUCCUUUCUACGAUUAGCGCCAGCCAUCGCUGCUGUGUGGGAGCAUGUAAUUUCGUUUCACGAUUGAAGUAAAAAUGGAUAUUCGUUUCUUCAUGUUGGCUUUAACACAUGCGAUACUAUCUUUAUCCGAUGGAUUCCUGAUCAUGCACGCCCGGAAGCAACAGUGCUUGAUGGCCAGCAGGAUGAAGGUGCUGGUGGGCACCUGCAACAUGACCGACGCCUGGCAGCAGUGGGAGUGGACGGCGCAGGGCAAACUGCGCCUCCUGCGGGGUGGCCUCUGCCUAACACCGGUCGGCCUUGCGCCCCAGCACUCGCACACCCUAACGCUGCAGGACUGCGCCGGCGCGCCGUCGUGGCAGUGCUAUGACAAUCAACUGGGCCUCAUCGGCCUGGCUGACCGGAAAAUGUACCUCAAGAAGCUGGGCUACUUGGCGACGGUGAAGGCCGAGAGGAAAUACUACGACAGCUGGCUCAGGUACCAGCUCGACGAGAACAGGAAGCCGGUUAAUCUGAACAUCUGUCCAACUGAAGAAGAUUAUCGAGCCAAUGCAUUAGAGGAGGACUCACCAUCUAUUCAGCUGAAGAAAGCCAGUGGGCUAGAAUAUGAUGCAAGAGCUGUUACUGAACAAGUAAUUGAGCAGAUCACACACAGUUCGUCCGUCUCACCUCCAAGUUCAUCCACGAGAUCAGAAGAACUCUACUCUACAGUGACUUACGUUUACAACCAAACGGAGAAGUACGUGACAGUGGCGGCGGAGAGGUGUAUAGUGAACGUGACGGAGAUUGGACAGAGGGGGGAUACGGUUUAUGUGCAGUGGAGGAGCCCGGAGACUUUCUGCAACUUCAGUGUGUCCUACAGAUUGAAUCAGUCGUGGGUUGCCGCUUGCAACCCAGCCUUUUACACCGGCGAUUCCUAUGAGUGUGAACUGAAUGAUUUGGAAGCGGGCACUUUUCACCAGCUGUUGAUUCACUCACUCACUGAUGGUCUUACGGCAAACGCAACGGUGCAGACAGAUCCAAAGCCACCCCAAAGCUUACAAGUGAACAGAAGUGGAACAAAUUCUACCCAUCUCCAGGUUUCUUGGACUCCAUCACCCGGAAAUGUCGACAUGUAUGAGGUUAGGUUAUCUGGGGAAAGCAGUGGAGAAAUUCAGAUCCUCCUCAUCCCAGGGAGGUCCCACAGGAAAGAAGCCGCUUUUUCAUCUCUGACACCAGGCACUAGGUACAGCAUCACCAUAAAUGCCCUCUCUGGAGAUAGGAGAUGUGAUGGACCAAAGAUCUUUGGAUCUACCUCUCCAUCUAAGGUGAAGGAUGUUGACAUUACCAGCAAGUCCAACAGUCUCACCAUAGUGUGGAUCCCUGGCCCUGGGAAGGUGGACAACUUCAGACUGUCACUGGGAUACAAAGGGAAUGUAGUUCAGAAGUACACGGUCUCAAACGUGACAAACAGCCACACUUUCAUCGGGUUAACAGCUGGGAGACUCUACAAUCUAACCGUGACCAGUGUGGCGGGAGAGCUAGAAAAUCUCAUCUCCAAGUCCUUCCAGACAGCCCCAGCAAAGGUUACUUCUGUGGUGGUGUCCAAUAAUGGCAGCCUGAACAGCCUCCUGGUCUCCUGGGGGAGAGCCGUGGGAGAUGUGGACUCGUAUACUAUCUCACUGUCUUUUGAUGGAUCAGUGCUCGAAACCAAGAGUUUACAGCCAAGUGCACAAGAAACCGUCUUUCAAGGGUUAAUGUCAGGCCAGUUGUAUAACAUUACCAUCGUCACCAACAGAGGAAACCAGAAGGCAGUGGCUACAAGUAGCGGCAGAACUGUUCCUAGUCGCGCCUCAAACUUGGUAAUGACAAGCAAUGGCUCCACAAAUUCUUUGAGAGUGAGCUGGCUGCCCCCUGCUGGAUACUGGGAGAGUUACUUCAUUCAGCUCUUCAACCAGUCCUCCGUUGUGCUGAAUACAUCACUGGAAAAACACGUCAGAGAUUAUGAGGUCAGGGAUGUAGGGCUCAUCCCAGGGCGACAGUAUGAGGUCGUGGUCAUCGUGAGGAGUGGAACGUUACAAAACAAGGCAUACUGCAGCGCAAGAACUGCACCUCAGGCAGUCCGUCAUCUGCGAAUCAAGCAUGUGAAUGAAUCCGCACUUGCUGUAUCAUGGACAACACCUGUGACUGAACUGGAUAGGUACCUUGUAUCGUUAAAGGACACAAGAAAAAACACGAUAAGUAGCAGUUUGGACAAGUAUGCCAAAGAGUGGAGUUUUUCUAGCCUGGUGCCUGGACGGAAGUACACCAUUACCGUAACCACCAUCAGUGGCGAUUUACACAAGUCUGCUUCAGUGGAGGCGAAGACAGUUCCUGCUCAGGUGUCUAAUCUCCAUGUGACAAACCAGGGCACGACCAGCAGUUUACACACCAGCUGGACCAGGGCUGCUGGAGACAUCGACAGUUACCAAAUCCAUCUCAUUCAUGAAAACAUUGUCAUCAAGAAUGAAAGCGUUGCGAACAAAACCAAUCAAUAUCUGUUCCAUUCCCUGAAGCCCGGAGGGCUGUACUCCGUCGUCGUCACUACUAUCAGUGGAGGGAUCCCCUCGAGGCAGUCCUUAGCUGAGGAACGAACGGUUCCUUCAAGUGUGCCCAGUGUGAUGGUGAGUAACCAUGACCGCAAUGACUACCUGAUGGUGUCGUGGCUGCCAGCGUCCGGGGAUGUGGAUAGUUACCUUGUCACCCUGUCGCACAACGAGGAAGUCGUCCAGUCACACGCCGUGCCUGAGAGUACCCUGGAAGCUCCCUUCAGGUCACUUACCCCUGGCAGACUGUACGAAGUGACUGUGACCACCCGAAGCGGGAAUUAUGAAAACUAUACUGUUACUCAUGAGAGAACAAAGCCUUCGGCUGUUCAAAGUGUCACAGUCAGCAACUCUGGAAGGAGUGACUACCUGAAAGUCUCAUGGCUGGAUGCGUCAGGAGAUUUUGACUGUUAUAUAGUAACUAUCAAGAACAGCUACAACUACAGCAAAAGCUUAACAGUCCCCAAGUCCGAAAAUGAAUGCAUUUUUUUGAACUUAAUUCCAGGGCGACUUUACAGCAUCACUGUUAGCACCAAGAGCGGGAAAUAUGAAACUCACCAUCUUGCAACCGGAACAACAUUUCCAGCAGCCGUUGGGUCCCUGACUGUGGCUGACAGGAGUACCGACACUCUGAACGUUACCUGGGAAGCAGCUGCUGGAAAUGUGGAUCGCUAUGAAAUCCAGCUUCUCUUCAAUGACAUGAACGUUUUCCUCCCAAUAACACUGAGCAACACAGCACACCAGUUUACUUCCUUAACUCCUGGGCGUCUUUACAAAAUCCUAGUCUCGACCUGGAUUGGGAACCUACAGCGUGCUGCCUUCAUCGAGGGGCGUACAGUGCCCAGUGCAGUUAAGAGCAUCCAUAUUACCAACACUGGAGUGACGAAGGGCCUCAAGGUGAAUUGGUCUCCUGGAGAAGGUGAUGUGGACAGCUACACUGUGAUUUUAUCACAUAAGGGCCAUCAGAUUUCUGUUCACUCUGUUCCUAAACAUGUGCAUGAGCAUACCUUCUACGACCUGGAGCCAGGAGAGCUGUACAACAUAUUAGUUCAGUCAAAUAGUGGCAUCUUCCAUAAUAAUUCAACAGCAUUUGGACGUACUGUUCCCGCUUCAGUCACAGACUUGUCAGUUGACAACAAGCACACUAUGCAUACCCUGGCAGUGUCUUGGCAGCCAGCCGCUGGUAUUAAAGAUGCAUACACUCUGCAACUUCUGAAUGAACAGGGCACUCAGAUGUUCUCGAAUGAGUCUGUCCCAGCUUCCAGCAGGGGAUACAAGUUCAAUGACCUGACUCCUGGCAAGAAGUACAAGAUCCGUGUCUUCACUCUAAGUGGAGGAUUGUACAGCAUUGGAACAGAUCGCGAGGGGAGAACAGUUCCAGCUGCAGUCACCCAUCUGGCUUUGCACGGGAGAAGCACAGACAGCCUGUCAUUCCGCUGGGCCAAAGCCGAAGGGGAAUGUGACUCUUACGAGAUAUUCCUCUACAAUUCAGACAAGACGCUGCACGACCGGAAAUCCGGCAUCCAGAGCCUCGAAGAAUGCUCCUUCCAGAACUUGACACCGGGCAAGAUGUAUAAGCUUGUGAUAGUCACUCACAGUGGGAGUUUGACAAAUGAAUCCUCUCUCUUUGGAAGGACAGUUCCAGCCCAGGUUACCCAUCUGCAAUGGAUGAACAUAAACCAGACUGACAGCCUGCUGUUCACAUGGACCCCAGCUAAGGGAGAGUUUGAUUCCUACAACAUAUCACUUUAUAAUCCCAACGGCACUUUACAGAGCAAUACACUUGGAGAGAAAGUCGUGAAAGAAUGGUACUUUCAGAACUUGACCCCUGGUAGAAUUUAUCACGUUGUGAUAGUAACCCAGAGUGGAGAGUUGAGCAAUGAAGCUGGAGCAGAAGGGAGAACAGCCCCCAAGCCUCCAGGAUCAGUAUCUUUUGCUGAUGUUACGAACACCUCACUUGUCAUAACGUGGCUCGGUCCUCCAGACUGGACUGAUUAUGAUGACUUCGAGCUACAGUGGACGCCAAAGGAUGCUGGAGUUGUCGUUAAUCCAUACAACACGGUGAAGUCAAAAGGGCGUAUCAUACAGAAACUUUACCCUGGGCGCCACUACUCCUUCGAAGUGCGGACUGUCAGCGGAACGAAACUAAAAUCAUUUAGUGAACCCAUUCAAGCUGAUAUAAGAACAAAGCCUGACAAAAUACAACAUAUCCGAUGUCGACCGCAAAGCUCCACAGCAGUCUCCUGUUCAUGGACACACCCCGACUCAGACUACAAUGGCUAUGACAUUGAAUGCUACCACCAUGACAAGAAGGAGUUGGUGUACUCAAGAAGAAUUGAAAAAGGGUUGGUUCAACACAUCAUCAAGGAUCUCGAGCCGGACAAAAAAUAUCUAGUGGCUAUAAAGGUCAUCUCAGACGAAAUGACCAGUGAUGCUGUUGAAGACAGUGUUAUUACUAUGAUUGAUAGUCCUCCACCUCCACCGUCACAUAUCCGUGUUGACAGUAAAGCUGUCAUCAUUACCAAGUCCACCAUACAUUUCAACUUUAAUUGCAGUUGGUUUAGCGACGUCAAUGGAGCCAUCAAGUACUUCACUGUGAUAGUGUAUGAAUCAGAAAGUACCGAUAAUUCAAAGCCAGAGAAACAGCACCCUUUGCCAUCUUAUCUAGAUUACAAACACAACAAUUCGGUUCGAAACUAUCAGACAAAUUAUUUUUCAAGCAAGUGCACAGAAAACCCCGAUGGGACAUUCCAGAACUUCGAAAUAAAAAUUGGAGCUCAGAUGGACAGACUGGGAGGGAAAUGUGAGAAGGAUCGGAAGACAUUCUGUGAUGGCCCUUUAAAAUCCAAAACGUCAUACAGAAUCAGUGUACGUGCCUUCACUCAGCUGUUUGAUGAAGAUAUGGGCAACCCGUUAUUUUCUGACACCUAUUUCUCUUUGCCUAUUACUACUGAGUCAGAGCCUCUCUUCGGUGUCAUAGAAGGAGCAAGUGUUGGUGUGUUCCUGAUCAUUUUACUCAUUUCAGUCAUGGCUGUUAUACUCUGUCGAAGAAAAGUGAAAUCUCUCAGUGCUGAGGCCAGAGCACCAUCAAAGCCAAAAGACAGGCUGUCCUCGGUAAACGUCCCUCUCGUACAGGGAAGGAAGCCUCCAAUCUCCAGAGAAAUUAAGGCCAACCUGUUUGAGACUCAGUUUACUAAACUUCAAGCAGAUUCCAAUUACCUCCUGUCUGAGGAAUAUGAGGAUUUGAAAGAUGUUGGAAGAAACCAGUCUUUUGACACAGCACUUUUACCCGAGAACAGGGGGAAAAAUCGAUACAACAAUAUUCUGCCUUAUGAUUCGACCAGGGUGAAAUUAACCUACAUUGACGAUGAUCCUUGUUCAGACUACAUUAAUGCCAGCUAUAUCCCAGGCUGCAAUUUCCGAAGGGAAUACAUUGCAACACAAGGCCCCCUGCCCGGCACCAAAGAUGACUUCUGGAAAAUGGUUUGGGAGCAGAAUGUUCACAAUAUUGUGAUGGUCACCCAGUGUGUAGAAAAGGGAAGGGUGAAGUGUGACCAUUACUGGCCGUUUGAUCACGAUGCUUUGUACUAUGGAGACCUCAUUGUCCAAAUGCUGUCCGAAUCUGUUUUACCUGAAUGGACGAUCAGAGAAUUCAAAAUUUGCAAUGAGGACCAACUUGACUCUGCACGAGUUGUUCGUCACUUUCACUACACUGUUUGGCCAGAUCAUGGGGUGCCAGAAACCGCACAAUCUUUAAUUCAGUUUGUGCGAACAGUGAGGGAUUAUAUUAACAGGUCGCCAAACUCUGGCCCAAGUGUUAUACACUGCAGUGCUGGUGUAGGUCGAACAGGCACAUUUAUCGCUUUAGACAGAAUCCUUCAGCAGUUGGAGACCAAGGAUUCAGUGGACAUUUAUGGAACAGUGUAUGACCUGAGGCUCCACAGGGUAUAUAUGGUGCAAACCGAGUGUCAAUAUGCAUAUUUGCACUUGUGCACCAGGGAUGUUUUAAGGAGUAGAAAGCUACGAGGCGAACAAGAAAAUCCAUUGUUCCCCAUAUAUGAAAAUGUAAAUCCAGAGUAUCACAGAGACUUCCUCUUUGGAAGACACUAAGGACGGCAGAGGAACUGUCAUCUGAUAUAUUGAACCUCAUUUACAGCACUGCUAAAUAUGCACUAAAGAAAUACCAGGUCUUGGAUUUCCACAUGUGUAUAAUUUAUUUGCCUGGUAUUCCCUAUGGAUAUUAUUAUAAUUUAAAUGUAUUAGAGAUUAUUGUAUAUACAUAUUUCAAAUAAAUAUUUCUUAUAUUUUUUAAAACUGGUGGGAUUAUGUAUUUUAUAUUACCUAUUACAGUGUAUUGUAAGAAAAGUAUAUAAUUGUAUUAUUUUGAUGUUUAAAUAUUAAUAUUCACAAUGUAAUAUUCUGUGCAAUCCAAACUUUUUUAUGUGAAAAUGCAGUAUUGGGAAGGAAUAUUUUUAACUGUGUACUUGAAGGAGGAUGAGUUGAUACAUGGGGUGUUUGAUGUAUUCGAGGCAGCUUGGAUUAUGCUAUCAUGACAACAGAGCUUGUUAAUAUUUCCAUAGAACUGGUCCACUUCACCCAUUAGAUCUGUGCCAGCUCUCAAUUAAAUCCCAUGAUUCCUCAGCAACACACACAAAAUGCUGGGACAUCUCAGCAGGUCAGGCAGCAUCUGUAGAAAAGAGUAAACCAUCAACGAUUUGGAAGAGUCUCGGCUCGAAACGUCGACUGUUUAAUCAUUUCCAUAAAUGCUGCCUGACUUGCUGAGUUCCUCCAGCAUCUUGUGUGCAUUACUUUGGAUUUCCAGCAUCUGCCAACUUUCUCAUGUAUGUGAUACCCAUAAUUCCUUGCUUCACUUUCUCCCGUGCCCUUCAGCUGCCGAGCCGCCACACAGAGUGAUUUACAGAGGCCAAUUGGCCUGCCAUCUCUUGGAUGUGGGAGGAACCAAGGGAAACUCAUCCAUGCAUACGAAAAACAAACAAACUCCACAGAAAUAGAACCCAAAAAGUGGGAUCAAAUCCAGGUUGCUGGAACUGUGAGGAGCAGCACUCCACGUCUCUAAUGUGCUGUCUGUGUAGCAUCAGUUCCAGUAUUACAGGCAUUAGUACUAACACUUGGACUCUCAAUCUGGCACUCAGAUCUUCCAGCCUCCCUGUGAUCAGCAGCAUCACUUUGAAAUAUGUAGAGAAAGUGACCUCCCAGUGUAUUCCUCCCACCACAGAGGGAGAACAUGAGCACUAUUCCGCUACAAGAAUUCUGGCAGCAGAGCGCAAGACCACACACUAACCUGAACACUGUAAGUGUUGACCACAUUUCCUGUCUGAAGUCAGCUGUUGAAAGGAAUCAGUAAUAAUGGUUUCAAUGGCUCUCAAUUCCUGCAAUGUUUCCGCAAAUUUAUAGCUACUGUCUGAUAUGUGAACUCCAUUGAUGGAAAUCGAACUAAACGUGAUAGCUGCUCAAACUGUAGAUUAGUUUGUGGUUUCCCUAUAAGGUAUGCUGACAGGUAUUAUGUAAUUUAGCUACUUUCUAAAAUUGUUAUUGCAUCUAUUUGAAGUGAAUCAAUUUGUCUUUAAGUUAAAAAAGAUUAUACUGAAGACUAUUUAAAUAUUACAGUUAAAAACAAGUGAAACAGUAUUAAGUGUCCUAUCUUAUUCCAGUAUUUGCCUUUCACCAAGAAAUGGGGUUUCAAAUCUAUGGAUUCAAUGAUAUCUUAAUUUAUCUUUAAUUUAUAUGGACCUAUGUCAAUGGAAUCUGCCGUCAGUUUUUAUAUGAACAAUUAAAAUAGAG
Molecule: messenger RNA, 8549 nt
Organism: Mobula hypostoma (lesser devil ray)
Lineage: Eukaryota; Metazoa; Chordata; Chondrichthyes; Myliobatiformes; Myliobatidae
Gene: ptprb
Product: protein tyrosine phosphatase receptor type b
Exons: 35
Coding region: 261-6857 (2198 amino acids)
Biological process (GO): protein dephosphorylation
Molecular function (GO): protein binding; protein tyrosine phosphatase activity
Source: RefSeq, a predicted model, not a curated record